Phyllopteryx taeniolatus (common seadragon) is the source of this 2520-nucleotide messenger RNA. It is a transcript of the gene serpine2, whose product is annotated as serpin peptidase inhibitor, clade E (nexin, plasminogen activator inhibitor type 1), member 2. The transcript is spliced from 9 exons. The record is from RefSeq and is a predicted model, not a curated record. Bases 230 to 1423 code for a protein of 397 amino acids. Gene Ontology annotation, biological process: negative regulation of endopeptidase activity; negative regulation of plasminogen activation. Gene Ontology annotation, molecular function: serine-type endopeptidase inhibitor activity. Lineage: Eukaryota; Metazoa; Chordata; Actinopteri; Syngnathiformes; Syngnathidae.
ACGUUUGGUUUGGAGGAGGAGUUGAGUCCGUUAAAAGUCGUAUUAAAACGGCGUUGUGCAGUUUCGACUCGAGCCUUCCUGGAAUGACGAACAUUUAAAAUUUACUUCUCACACGUGUAUGUGAUAUUUUGUUUGGUCGGCCAGUGAGACGUUGAGAAUUUGGCGAAGAAAGUUCUAGUUUCACCUGUGGUGCAAGAGGAGCACGCGUCACAGUGCUGUUAAAGUCAAAAUGAGGUACCUGGUCUUGCUGGUUCUGUAUGCUCUGGUGACCCUGUGCUGCCAUACAAGUGCACUGUCCCAAACACCUUCUUACGGCGAACGGGGAUCAGAUCUUGGUAUUCAGGUGUUUCAGCAAGUCGUCCGCUCCAAGCCCCUGGAAAAUGUGGUCCUUUCACCCCAUGGAGUGGCCUCUGUCCUUGGCAUGCUGUUACCAGGAUGUCAUGGGGAAACCCGCAAGCAAGUCCUCAGUUCUCUCCGAUACAAGAAAAAUGGACCUUACAGAAUGUUAAAAAAAUUGCACAAGACCUUGACCGCUAAGUCCAACCAGGAUGUUGUUCUCAUUGCCAAUGGCGUCUUCAGCCAAGAGGGCUUCCCCAUGCAGAAGAGCUUUGUCGACGCCAACAAGGCAAACUUCCAGGCUGAGAGCAGGAGCAUGGAUUUCAGUGACCCCCAACGGGCAGCAGAUAAGAUCAAUACCUGGGUCAGCAACAAAACCAGAGGUCACAUCACAAGCCUGAUCAAAGCAGAUAUGCUGGAUUCUGCCCUGGCCCGCUUGGUCAUUAUUAACUCAAUCUACUUCAAAGGCUUAUGGAAGUCCCGCUUCCAGCCUGAAAACACCAAGCUGAGGCCCUUCACUGGGGGCGAUGGCAAUGUAUUUAAAGUUCCUAUGAUGUCCCAGCUAUCAGUCUUCAACAUAGGCAUGGCCACCACUUCUCACGGGGUUAAAUAUAAGGUGAUCGAGCUGCCCUAUCACGGUAACACAAUCAGCAUGCUGAUUGUUCUACCUACCGAAGAGGAUGCACCUCUGUCCCACGUCAUCCCACAUAUUAACACCGCCACAGUGCAGAGUUGGCGCAAACUGAUGCACAUGCGGAAAGUGCACCUACUCCUCCCCAGGUUUGCUGCUGAUGUUGAGGUAGAUUUAAAGGACCCCCUGUCAGCGCUGGGUAUAACAGAUAUGUUCAGUCAGGACAAAGCUGACUUUAAGCACCUGAGCUCAGAGCCUGUGUAUGUCUCCAAGGCCCUCCAGAAAGCCAAAAUUGUGGUAAAUGAAGAUGGAACAAAGGCAGCAGCUGCCACUGCUGCAAUUUUGAUGGCUCGUUCCUCUCCUCCUUGGGUUUCAGUGGACAGACCUUUCCUCUUCCUCAUUCGGCAUAACACAUCUGGUACACUCCUCUUUAUGGGCCAAAUCAACCAGCCCUGAAGCAGAUGUCCACUGUGCACCCCCCUCUAGUGGUAUCGUGGAUGCACAGGAAUUGCUUGUUUGCUUGCAUGAACAGACAAGCAUGAAACUGCUGUAGAUGUUUUAUUGCCUUUAUUUUAGUAAUAUUCAGAAAUGCAUAUGCCUUUACUUUUGUCUGCUUUUUUUCUUAUUUUUUUACAAAUUGAAUUUGUUUUUAAUAGACUUUGAAUGUCAUUUUUGUAUUUUAUUAACUCUGUUUACUAAAUGUUUACUAAUCAUUUGUAUUGUUUUUUUUUCCCAUUUCAAUUAUCACUCCAGUUGUUCUUAAGUUAUGGCGAUGCAUGUCCAAUCUUGAGGUCUUGCACACAACUGUUUUAAUAAGAUUUUCCUUCAUGGAGGAAGGUUUCUUUUGUAAUUCUUGCAUCAUUUGAGAGCAAUAAAUACUCAAACUCAGCUAACUGAUUAUCUUUUUAAUUUGACACAUUUUUGACAGUUAACCUGCUGGGAAAGUGGGAGUCAUCCUUUUGUAUGUGACUGUUAGACAUGUUCAGUUUUAAUUCCUUAAUUCGUAUUAUUAUUUUACAUAUUGUAAUCUCCAGACAAGUUCCAAAUUGUGGAUCAGCGGUCUUAUCCUACUUGCCAUAUUAGCCACCUGGUGUCAAUCAUGUUGGAUUUCUUUGUAGAUGUUUGUUUUGGUGGUCUGUUUCGACCUGGCAAUGUGCUUGAUUGCAUUCUUUGAUGCCAGGCAUGGCUACACCAGUCCCUUGUUAACUCCCUCUGUGAAAUAAAAACCUGGAUGUCAUCAAACGUUAUAAAACUGGGUAGCAACAAGACUGAGAUCAUGGUUGUGGCCUACCACAGCACUGCUCCAGAAGGUUGGAGAUCAUCUCGACAUUGACUGCUGUUCCAUCUCUCCAUUGUCUGAAGUAUGGAACCUUGAUGUCGUCAUGGACUCCACUCAUCACCAAAUCUGCCUUUUUCCACCAAAAUGGCGCCAGCCUUCACUCUCGCAAUGCAGCGAUCGUCAUGCCUUUUGUCACAUCUCGCCUGCACUACUGCAACACUCAUCUUUGCUAUGUGUAACAAAAGGAAUUAUUAAAGCCUAGAAUGCUUUGGUA